Anneissia japonica is the source of this 1271-nucleotide messenger RNA. Its product is annotated as synaptotagmin-5-like. Gene Ontology annotation, molecular function: calcium-dependent phospholipid binding; syntaxin binding; phosphatidylserine binding. Gene Ontology annotation, cellular component: synaptic vesicle membrane; dense core granule; axon. The record is from RefSeq and is a predicted model, not a curated record. NCBI's taxonomy places the organism in Eukaryota, Metazoa, Echinodermata, Crinoidea, Comatulida, Comatulidae. Bases 204 to 665 code for a protein of 153 amino acids. Gene Ontology annotation, biological process: calcium ion-regulated exocytosis of neurotransmitter; regulation of dopamine secretion; cellular response to calcium ion. The transcript is spliced from 5 exons.
UUGAUUUUUGUUUUGUCCCACGGACCAACGAACACAUUCACAGGCUGGCUAGUUAUCCGAUACAUAAUGGAAGACAGUUUUCGAAGGGGAAAUAUUGGGUAACUUUUUGCAGAUUUGACAACGUCUGUGGGUAUUUAGCAGUUAAUAGCAGACAAGAAGGAUUCAUAAUCUAACUAAAUUUUUGUGACGAGAUAUUGGUGAGGAUGUCAAAGAAGAAGAAACUUGCUCCGCCCAGUUACGGAGAAGUUUGCUUUUCCCUCCGUUAUGUUAUUCCAAAGAGGAAACUUACAGUUUCUGUCGUGGAGGCGAAGAAUCUGAUGGCCAUGGAUAAAAGUGGAACAUCAGAUCCAUAUGUGAAAGUUAGUUUAAUAGCCUUCCAGAAAACGAUAGCAAAGAAGAAGACGAGAGUGAUCAAAGAAACUCUGAACCCCUUCUUUAACAAAACUCUAGUAUUCGACAUACCCUUCGAUCAAAUUAACGAGGUUACCAUGCUGAUUACAGUGAUGGAGUGGAAUAAACUGAGGAACAAACCCAUUGGUGAGGUGGUCUUGAGUCAUGACGUCACUGGAAGUGGACGGGAGCACUGGAAAGACAUGUUUGCGCACCCACAGAAGCCGGUGGUAAUGUGGCACCAGUUGUCGGCGCCAGACUUAAGCAAAUCGUGACAAAACCAAAGCAUUGUUGUUAUCAAAUUUAGUUUUAAAAAGGUGGAAAUAGAAAAGGGGUGGGGUGUUGAAAUUCUGAAAUAAGCAGGACAAUGAUUAGAUAAUGUAAUGGCCUCUGUAGGCCUAUAGACAACGUCACGGAACAGGUAUGUAUGGGUGGGGGUGGGGUUGAGAGGAGAGAGGUCGUAACACCACCAAUACUCAUGCAUAUUAAUGUAACAAUAUUGUAUUCUGUGUAUAUGUGUACAUAUUCCUUUACCGUAGUGACUUAAGAUUUAAGAGAUUUGUUCUUUUUAUUUUUCGUUUUAUCUAUUCAUUUAUUUUUUAUUUUUAUAUUUUUUAACAGUAAUUCGAUUUACAAUCAGAGUUGUUUAGAGUACGAGCUUUGUCCCAUGAUUUACUCCCAGUAAAUAAAGCAUAUUAUUAAUUAUGUUGUAUUAUUGUUUAUAUUUAUUAUACACUUCAAUGAGAAAUGGUGUCACUGCAUCAUAGGAAACUUAUCGAUUGACUUUCUAAAGUAUACCUAGCUUGACACAUUGUUAAAUGCAUUAGAAUGUUUUCCACUGUAGAGUGUAUACUGAAUACAAUAAAACAAAUAGCUACUUA